Messenger RNA from Nicotiana attenuata, 2068 nucleotides. RefSeq names its product guanine nucleotide-binding protein-like NSN1. The transcript is spliced from 9 exons. Gene Ontology annotation, molecular function: GTP binding. NCBI's taxonomy places the organism in Eukaryota, Viridiplantae, Streptophyta, Magnoliopsida, Solanales, Solanaceae. Gene Ontology annotation, cellular component: nucleolus. The coding region runs from base 1 to 1776 and encodes 591 amino acids. The record is from RefSeq and is a predicted model, not a curated record.
AUGGUGAAGAAAAGCAAGAAGAGUAAGAGCAACAGGGUAUCACUGAAGAAGAAGUACAAGAUUAUAAGGAAAGUAAAAGAGCAUCACAAGAAGAAAUCCAAAGAGGCGAAAAAGUUGGGCCUUAAUAAAAAGACUAAGGCAGAGAAGGACCCAGGAAUCCCCAAUGAUUGGCCAUUUAAGGAACAAGAGCUUAAGGCUCUUGAGGCUCGUCGUGCUCGUGCUCUUGAAGAAUUGGAGCAGAAGAAAGCUGCCCGAAAAGAAAGGGCUAAGAAGAGAAAGCUAGGACUGAUUGAGGAUGAUGAUAUGAAUAAACCUCCCGACAUGGCUUCGACAAUGGAGGAACGAGGAAAGGGCGAUUCAGCUACUUUUGUUAAAAUCCAUGAUAACUCGGAAAGAGCUUUCUACAAGGAGUUAGUCAAAGUGGUUGAAGCUUCUGAUGUCAUUUUGGAAGUGCUUGAUGCCCGAGAUCCUCUUGGUACACGCUGUCUAGACAUGGAAAAGAUGGUCAUGAGAUCGGGACCUGAGAAACAUCUCGUGCUACUCCUGAAUAAAAUUGAUCUUGUCCCUCGGGAAGCCGCACAAAAGUGGCUAAAGUAUCUGCGAGAGGAACUACCAACAGUUGCUUUCAAGUGUAGCACCCAAGAGCAGAAGUCAAAUUUGGGCUGGAAGUCUUCCUCAAAGGCUGGAAAACCUACCAAUCUUUUGCAGACAAGUGAUUGUCUUGGAGCUGAGACUCUCAUAAAAUUGCUAAAGAACUACUCACGGAGCCAUGAGAUUAAAAAAUCAAUCACUGUUGGUAUCAUUGGUCUGCCAAAUGUUGGUAAAAGUAGUCUGAUUAAUAGCUUGAAGAGAUCUCACGUAGUCAAUGUUGGUGCUACACCUGGAUUAACUAGAUCCAUGCAAGAGGUCCAGUUAGACAAGAAUGUUAAGUUGUUGGACUGCCCUGGGAUUGUGAUGCUUAGGUCAUCAUCACAGAAUGAUGCAGCUAUUGCUCUUCGAAAUUGCAAGAGGAUAGAGAAGUUAGAUGACCCAGUUGGUCCUGUAAAGGAGAUUCUUAAACUAUGUCCGGCCAGGAUGUUGGUAACUAUAUACAAGGUUCCUAGCUUUGAUUCAGUCGAUGACUUUCUUCAGAAAGUCGCUACUGUUAGGGGUAAACUGAAAAAGGGUGGACUUGUUGACAUCGAUUCUGCAGCAAGGAUUGUGCUGCAUGACUGGAAUGAGGGGAAAAUACCAUACUACACCAUGCCCCCGUCUAGGAAUGAGGGGGAGCAUUCAGAGGUAAAGAUAGUUUCAGAACUUGGAAAAGAGUUCAAUGUUGAAGAAGUUUAUGGAAGUGAAUCCUCGAUUAUUGGAAGCCUGAAAUCAGUCGAUGAUUAUCACCCAGUUGAAGUUCCAUCUAAUCACCCUAUUAACUUUGACGAGACCAUGCUAGAGGACAAUUUGGAGCAGCCAGUGACUCGGAGUGCUAAUGCAACAGACAACCUUGUUAAUGAAGACAGAGAUGAGGCGAUGGGCGCAGGAGAAGAUGAUGCAGGCCGGACAAGUGGCAAGAGUGCUAGUAGCAAACAAAAUGAGAAGUUAUAUACUGAGAAAGGCAUGCUAGAUAACAAACUUAGAAAAGCUGAGAAGAAAAGGAGGAUGAAAGACAAAGCCUCUACUACCAGUGAUAUGAUGGAUGAUGAUUAUGACUUUAAAGUAGAUUAUUUCAAGAAGGAAUCAAUCAUGGAUGAUGCUGAAGAUGAUUUGAUUACUGAUGAAAGCAAGAAACAGAUUUGAGAUACCAUCUGGGAUUGAGUUGAAUAAUAAAUGAAAAGAGCUACCGCAAUGAAUCAUCGUUUCCGGCGGUGGACAUAGUUUUCCGAUACUUGUACCGGUGGAAGAUACCGGGUGCGCUGUAUAACUCGAGGUGCGCGUAAGCUGGCUCGACCUCUACGUUAUUGAAAAAAGGAAAAUGUUGUUUUUUAUAAGAUCUCAUGGUGGAAAGUUAUUUGCCUUGUAAUUUUUUUUAUUUGAGAUCAAAAUUUUCCUGCUAACUACAUAAAAUUAAGGCAAUUAUAUUUUAAGUAAA